GGGAGGUGGGGGUGGGUGGAGGGGAGACGAGAGCUCACCACAGCCCGCCAUACCGUUCCACAAGUCCGGAGUUCCGGAUAACACUUUUUUUUCCGGUCUUUUAUUCCCCCCCCCUCCCCUCCCCUCCGCUACAAACCGAGAUCUUUUUGACAUCGUUAUUUUGCAUUAAUAUUAUUGGUGGUUUCCUUUCGGCAGAGGGCUGGUUAUUGAAGGUGCUGUUUGUAAAAAAUUUUUUGUUUUUUUGUUUUAACGCCUCCCUUUAAAAAAAAAAAAAAACCCUGAAGAAGGGGGGAGAGAAAAAAACAGAAUGAACAAGCUUUAUAUCGGGAACCUAAGCGAAAGUGUCACCGUCCCGGAGUUAGAAAGUAUCUUCAAGGAAUGGAAGAUUCCUUUCACUGGCCAAUUCCUGCUCAAAACCGGCUAUGCCUUCGUUGACUGUCCGGACGAGAACUGGGCUAUGAAAGCGAUCGACACCUUAUCCGGUAAAGUAGAACUUCACGGGAAACACAUUGAAGUGGAGCAUUCGGUGCCUAAGAGACAGAGAAGUCGCAAGAUCCAGAUCCGGAAUAUUCCGCCUCAUAUGCAAUGGGAGGUGCUGGAUGGUCUGUUAGCACAGCAUGGAGCAGUGGAGAGCUGUGAGCAAGUGAACACAGAGACGGAGUCGGCAGUGGUGAACGUUACGUACGGGACGAAGGAGCAGGCCAGGCAGGCCAUCUCCAAGCUGAAUGGCCACCAGCUCGAGAGUUACAGUCUCACCGUCACCUAUAUCCCGGAUGAGCAGGCACCCCAGCAGGGUCCGGAGGGUGGCCGCAGGGGUUUUGGGGGCCGUGGACCCCCCGCGCCGGGCUCCAGCGCCCCCCUCAAGCAGCAGUUCGACAUUCCCCUCCGCAUCCUGGUGCCCACGCAGUUUGUGGGAGCUAUCAUCGGCAAGGAAGGAGCGACCAUCCGUAACAUCACCAAGCAGACCCAGUCCAAGAUCGACGUGCAUCGCAAGGAGAAUGCGGGGGCAGCCGAGAAACCCAUCAGCAUCCACUCGACCGCGGAGGGAUGUUCAGCUGCCUGCAGGAUGAUCCUGGACAUCAUGCAGCAAGAAGCCCAGGCCACCAAGAUGGCUGAAGAGGUGCCAUUGAAGAUCCUGGCUCACAAUAACUUUGUCGGCAGGUUGAUAGGGAAGGAAGGCAGGAAUCUGAAGAAGGUGGAACAGGACACGGAAACAAAAAUCACAAUCUCUCCCUUGCAGGACCUGACUCUCUACAACCCAGAGAGAACUAUCACGGUGAAGGGCUCCAUCGAGGCUUGUUGCAAAGCCGAGGAAGACAUCAUGAAGAAAGUUCGGGAAGCAUACGAGAAUGACAUUGCUGCUAUGAACCUACAGGCGAAUCUGAUUCCAGGGCUAAACCUGAACGCUCUUGGCCUGUUCCCACCAUCAUCCUCCACCGUGCCUCCGCACCCUAUAGGUGUGGCACCAGCGACGCCGUACGGCCCCUACAUGCAAACCUCAGAUCCAGAGACGGUGCAUGUGUUCAUCCCAGCCCAGGCCGUCGGAGCCAUUAUCGGCAAGAAAGGACAGCACAUCAAACAGCUGUCCCGGUACGCUGAAGCCUCCAUCAAGAUCGCUCCUGCAGAAAGCCCGGACACAAAACAGCGCAUGGUGAUCAUCACAGGACUACCUGAGGCCCAGUUUAAGGUUCAGGGGCGUAUCCACGGGAAGCUGAAGGAGGAAAACUUCUUUGGACCCAAGGAAGAAGUCAAGUUGGAGACACAUAUUAAAGUCGCGGCCUCAGCAGCCGGGAGAGUGAUUGGCAAAGGGGGCAAAACUGUGAACGAGCUGCAGAACCUGUCAAGUGCGGAGGUGGUGGUUCCUCGCGACCAGGUGCCCGACGAGAACGACCAGGUCGUGGUCAAGAUCAUCGGACACUUCUACGCCAGUCAGCUCGCACAGAGGAAGAUCAGAGAGAUAUUGGCCCAGGUCAAACAUCAGCAACAGCAGAAGGUACAGAGCAGCCAACCACAAGCUCGGAGGAAGUGAGGUUCACGAGGAGUCCCGGAUACCUGCCGACAAUGGAGACAGAGGCUAGGCCAGAGUGUGGCUGUGUUCAGAUCAACCCUUUGUUCACCUUUAACACAGUGGAAGGCUAAGUAGAAAUGAUGGAUUUUAAACUAAAUGAGAUUUACCAGGGUAAUUGGGAAUAACUUUUAAACCCUCAGGAGAAAAUGUUUGAAGAAUGUAAAUUUAGAGUGGAGAGACCUCUUGUCUUUAGUGGGGAGUGGGUGGUAGCUGCUUGCGGGAUGUUGCACAAGUCUGGGGGACAUUAGUGCAGCGGGCUGUUGUAGAGGCCCAGGACCUCCUGCCCGCGUGACAAUUAACAAGCCCGUCAUCGCUCGAUGUUAGCAGUAGAAUCACUACAUUAGGGACUUCAGCCUUGCGAAGGUAUGAAGAAUCGGCUUUUAAUUUAAGCCUCUUCUACAGUGACCCUCCCGCCUCUGCUAAAACCCACCGCCUUUGUGCCCUCCUCCAGCGAUCACGAGGGGUGUGGGGGUGGAGAAGGGGUGAAUGUGGUCGGGUUCGGACAGUGACCAAUUUGGAUUCCAGCCACAAGUUUGUUGAAAGUGCGUGGGAAGUCCAGCGGGAGAAUAUCCUGACAAGAAUUGGACUCAAAUCUGGAAUUGCGACGAGCGUUAUAUUUUAAAAUCUGGGGUGGUAAAAAUUCUUCAUUUUCUCAACAGAGAAGAUUCACGUUUGGGAAACAAGUUAGUUUUUGCUCCCAGAAAAUUGGAACAAAAAAUGCAGAAAAUACUAGAUUACAAUCAGCAGGUCAGGCUGCAUCUGUGGAAGGGGAAGACCAUUUGUUUGCUCUUGACGAAGAGUGUAAGACCCGUGAUGUUUCACAGAUGAUGCCUGAUCUAGUGAGAACUUCCAGUACUUCCUGCUUUUAAGUUCGUUUUUCUUUGCUCUACCAAGUAUGAAACCCAUCAAAUAUCGAGAAAUCUUCAAGGUCAGAGAUCCCCACAACAUUCAUUCAUUUUCUGAUAACAAGUCUUCGGAAAGACCACUAAUAGAAAAUUCUGUACAAUGCAACAUCCGGGCAAAUAGAAUUAAGACACCCCAUGGCAUAGUGAAUGGAUGAAGCAAUUUAUCUUUUACAUCAGGUAAUAUAAUCUUAUGCGUUUCAUAGACGCUGAACGAGAAAUAAACAAUGGGUAACAAAUGCCACUGCUGAGUGGAUUAUUAAUAAUAAUCUCACAGUAAAUGGAGAGAUUCCAUCUUUAUUGUUGAACCUGUUCAGUGCCACAUCUGAGUUUACUUGGGACAUGGCCAAUAGUGUAAAGAAAACUUGGCAGUGAGCAGGUUAAAAUAAACUGGGGAAGGAGCAGGCAAACUAGUAACAGUAGAGGGUCCAACACACAGAUCACGGAGCAGACUCUAGGUGGAGGUAGAAAGUUGCACGUUGCUGGUUUUUGACAUCAAGUGGGGACAGGUGGACAUCUGAGGUUGUCUGUAAUGUUGGAGUGUUUGGUGGGUUUGGGAGCUGAAUGAGGAGGAAAUCAGUCAGUGUAUGAACAGCUCAUGGGCCUCUUUCCACUGCCUGCCACAUCAUGUAGACAACACAGUGCAGGGCCCUGCCUAUCAUCUGGUGCAGAGAUGUGCUGUCACAAAGUAUUUAAGAUCGGCCCGAAACGUUGCCUAUUUCCUUUUGAUCCAUAGAUGCUGCUGCACCCGCUGAGUUUCUCCAGCACUUUUGUCCACCUGCUGUCACUAAGUAUGUCCCCAAGAAAACCCCGUCAUGACUUGAGCCACAAGAUCAAUCUUUUUCACUUCAGUGGGAACCUCAAAAAAUGGGUCGACGUGCAAUGUUUGUGAACACGCCCCAAGUACAAUUAUUGAUCUGCCAUCUGUACCCGAGACUGUGAGAACAGGCAUGUUGUUCCAAAUGGUACCCGCUGAUACAUGCAUCAGUGAAACAGAUAUAUCAUUCAGUACAUUGUGUUAAUUAGUGCAGGCACCUCCAGUUUGAUGCCCGCUUGAUUUACGCAAUUUUUUAGAAGAACUCACUUGUCUAAUUGCUACCGAAGUUUAAUUUACGCGCUCAUAUUUUCUGAAUAAUGCUCUUGGAUUUAUGGCUGACGCCGUACGCUAGCAGUGCCUGCCGUACAUUGGAUUCACCCGCUCAGUGACCACCCGUGUAAAACGCAAGGUACCUGUACAGAGUACCAAUCGAUUGCACCAACUGAUAACGUGUACCAAUCAUGCUUCUUACCAAUUGGCAUUGAUACACUGCAACAAUCAAUGCAUGGCACCAAUUGUUACAUUGCACCAAUCAAUGCAUUGUACCGAAUGAUACAUUUCACCAACCUGUACAUUGCCUUCUACACCCAAAAUCCAUUCACUAAAAGCCAUGAAACGGUGAUCUUAGGGGCUGAGGAGACACUGAGGUCCAUGUCUAACUUAUUUACGAUAAAGUGAUUCUUGAUUCAUCUAAUUUUUAUUACUACUUGCUUAAGACUAAGCCUUCCACAGUGUUAAAAACGUUAGAGAAUUGUGUAUUCUUGCCAAAUAUUAAAUGAACUGUGAUGAUUGAGAAGAUAAUGCCAGCCACGUGUGGUAUUAGCUCUAACCUUUAUUCUGCUUUCUUGAAUGAAGAACUUAUGGACAAUUUUAGUGGUUGUUCCCACACAACCUUUGCCCAAAUUGCCGUCUCGUCCUGCCAAAGAUUGCAAUUGCAACCUCACGGUGUGGGAUCUGUCAGUUCUGAUGUAUACCUUUAUUUCCCUCCUCUCCCAUCCCCUCCCCUCCCCUCCUCUCCCUUCUUUUCCCCUCUUCUCCCCUCCUCUCCCCUCCCCUCCCCUCCCCUCCUCUCCCCUCCCCUCAUCUCGCUUCCCCUCCCCUCCUCUCCACUCCUCCUCUCCUCCUCUCCCCUCCCCUCCCAGACCCAACGCCAGUGGAGAAAGUGGAAUGAAACUAAGAGUCACACACGUGUGGGAGCAGGAUAGUCAUUAGAGAGAGAGAUUUAAAGGGGUGCGCGGUCGAAAGAGGUGAAAGAAAACAACUACGAUAUCUAGUUCAGUCACUUUUCCAGGAAAGAUUUGUGUUUUUUCUUAAAUUAAAUGAGUUCUGAUAAAAUAAAACUGAGAGAGAGAAAAUAUCCCUACACUGCUAAAGAACACCAAGGAAGAAAAAUGAAGUGUUGUUCGAUGGGUAACACUGUGUGCUUUUACAUGACUACCUCAAGCAUUUGUUACCUCAAUCUUUGUUCCUUUCUUGCUUGCUGGUAUUUUAUAUACUUAUAAAGCUGAUAGUCUUGAAUAUUUUAUUUUUUUAAUAAAAGAAAGUAAGAUUAGCUGAGUUACAUGCAGCAGCUGGGAACUGUGCAGGAGUGACUGUGUGGUGGGGCUGUGAGUUUUCCCUGCUUCUAGUUGGUGGAAGUGUUAAAAAAAUAUUUUUUAAAAACUAAAAAAAAAUUACAGCAAAACUGCCUCAGAUCUGUGAGGUGCCACAUUGGGAACAAAUUGCGUUUUAAAUAUUUAAAAGCAGUCGUGAUGAUGUACUUACAUGACACAUUUUCUAUUUUAUAAUUUAAAAAUCACAUCUAAUGAUUUUUAAGUCGAGGCGCUGUGUGCAAAAGACCUGGAUUUCCUGUACUAACAUAACUUUAUACGGCCACAACAGCAUUAGUACAUUAGCCUUUCAUCAAAAUGCCUUCAAUUUCUUAAAAAUACUCCAGUAUGCAACUUUUAUCAUUCCCCUUGUCUGCAUUAAUAACAGAAGCCCCCCCAAUGUAACCAUAUCAGGAUCAAAUGUUGUCAAUGUACCGACUUCAUAGCUUUAAAACGGGGGCUAUGUUAUAUUUGACUGCUCACCAUUUCCUGCUUCUGCAGGUGACUAAACCCACAUCAUGUGGGAAUGGGGGUGGGUAACACCAGUUUACGAAACAUUUACCUUUCACUGAUGUCUCACCUCCCACGCCAUUUCCUAGGUGUGUGUAACA
Messenger RNA from Amblyraja radiata (thorny skate), 5987 nucleotides. It is a transcript of the gene igf2bp1, whose product is annotated as insulin-like growth factor 2 mRNA binding protein 1. The coding region runs from base 308 to 2029 and encodes 573 amino acids. The record is from RefSeq and is a predicted model, not a curated record. Lineage: Eukaryota; Metazoa; Chordata; Chondrichthyes; Rajiformes; Rajidae. Gene Ontology annotation, molecular function: RNA binding. The transcript is spliced from 15 exons.